AUGUCCCCAGAGACCACCAGAUGUCGCCAGAGACCACCAGAUGUCGCCAGAGACCACCAGAUGUCGCCAGAGACCACCAGAGGUCGCCAGAGACCACCAGAGGUCGCCAGAGACCACCAGAGGUCGCCAGAGACCACCAGAGGUUGCCAGAGACCACCAGGGGUCGCCAGAGACCACCAGAGGUCGCCAGAGACCACCAGAGGUCGCCAGAGACCACCAGGGGUCGCCAGAGACCACCAGAGGUCGCCAGAGACCACCAGAGGUCGCCAAAGACCACCAGAGGAUGCCAGAGACCACCAGGGGUCGCCAGAGACUACCAGAGGUCGCCAGAGACCACCAGGGGUCGCCAGAGACCACCAGAGGUCGCCAGAGACCACCAGAGGUCGCCAGAGACCACCAGAGGUCGCCAGAGACCACCAGGGGUCGCCAGAGACCACCAGAGGUCGCCAGAGACCACCAGGGAUCGCCAGAGACCACCAGAGGUCGCCAGAGACCACCAGGGAUCGCCAGAGACCACCAGGGGUCGCCAGAGACCACCAGGGGUCGCCAGAGAUCACCAGGGAUCGCCAGAGACCACCAGAGGUCGCCAGAGACCACCAGGGAUCGCCAGAGACCACCAGAGGUCGCCAGAGACCACCAGAGAUCGUCACACAUCCACAGAGAGUUCCAAAGAUCAACAACAGACUAUCAACUGGGAAUUGA
This is a messenger RNA of Procambarus clarkii (red swamp crayfish), 702 nucleotides long. NCBI's taxonomy places the organism in Eukaryota, Metazoa, Arthropoda, Malacostraca, Decapoda, Cambaridae. The record is from RefSeq and is a predicted model, not a curated record.